AUGAUUGACACUGUCCUCAAUUUUAUAAGCAUCUUCUGGCUCUUCACAGAAAGCGAUUUUCUCACAUUCAUUAGCCCAGUCAGUGCUUUUGGGAUUCUCGGAGCUCUAUCCGGGCCACUCCUCUUGCAAAAUGCCGAUGAACCUCUCAAAGUGAUUUAUCGAUCUCCGCUGGUUCUGAUCUUUAACUGGAGUAAUUCGUUUAUAUUUGCCUUGGCAAACCAGCGACUACCGGAGUCUGUUGAAGAAGAUCGAUUAAACAAACCACGCAGACCUCUUCCUUCGGGCCGAAUAACGCCGCUCGGUGCACGUCGAAUUCUUCUCGUUUCAUUACCUGUUGUGCUUUUUAUUAACUAUAUCUUGGGGCCCUGGGUUGAAACAUCCCUGCUGUUUACUCUGAAUUGGAUGUACAACGAUCUAGGUGGUGGUGAUGAAGAUUUCGUUCUUAGAAACAUCAUCAUUGGUAUCGCAUUUGGUCUAUAUAAUGCGGGCUCCCUCAAGAUUGCGGGUGGAGCCGGCUCAAUUAUCAACAACCAAGACAUCAUUUGGAUCGGAAUUAUUAGUUCUGUGAUCUUUACGACCAUGCAUGCGCAGGAUUUAAAAGACCAAAAAGGUGAUCAGAGCCGAGGAAGAAGGACAGCCCCAAUUGUUUUGGGUGAUCUUUUCGCUCGGCAUACUAUUGCGAUUCCGAUUGCUAUCUGGUCCAUUGUUUGUCCAUUAUUUUGGCAGUUAGACUUUGAAGGAUGUGCUCUCACCGUGCCGUUAGGUGCAUAUAUCAUCUGGUGUCUUUAUGCAGAUAGAACCUUAAAGGGAGAUUGGAGAUCAUGA
Molecule: messenger RNA, 825 nt
Organism: Penicillium malachiteum
Lineage: Eukaryota; Fungi; Ascomycota; Eurotiomycetes; Eurotiales; Aspergillaceae
Product: UbiA family prenyltransferase
Exons: 2
Coding region: 1-825 (274 amino acids)
Cellular component (GO): membrane
Molecular function (GO): transferase activity, transferring alkyl or aryl (other than methyl) groups
Source: RefSeq, a predicted model, not a curated record